GCGCCACCACGAGCCACCAGUCCACCCCCAUGCUCCACCGCGAAGCCACGCCCAGCCCCUGAACCGAAACUGCCCCUGCUUUUCCCUCCACCGUGCAUCACCACCGCCAGCUCCUCCACGCACAGAUCAGGCGCAAGUUUCAACUCCCUUAGGAGCUUGAAUCAUACAAACUUCUAUAGUUGUUUCUUACACGAUGUUGGUUAAUGUUGCAGAAUGUUGAGGAGCUGCAAUCUCUCUGGCUUAUGUAGGAUCACAAACACUGCAGAGUAUCAUUUUAUUAGGCACUGGAAAAGCACACAGACUUGAAUAAAAAUCUGUCCUUCAACCAGCUUCUACAAAUAUCAAAUUCGUCUUCCCCUGAUCUCACAUCAUUAAUUACCAGAACAGAUUUACUUUGAAGUAUUCGCAAUUGACAUCCUGAAAAUUAAGAAAGAGAAGAAAAGGGAGACAUUGAAUUCAAAUGAAACUCAUGAUGUACAGUCGACAUUGCAGCAGCUUCCAAGGACACUGUGAGUUAAGAUCCAGUGACAUGAUUUUCUACUGUAAUGGGAUCCUUAUGGCUACUCAGUCUUAUAUACCUAUCUAAUCCAAACAAUAUUUCCAUUAUUUUCUUUAUUAAUCAGAAUGGUUGUGCAGCCAUAGUUAUUCAUAUUAUAUCUUAAUCAUAUAACCUUAAUGUUUUGAAUUGCUUAAAUAUAUCAAUGGAAUUCUUUUCUUAUGGUAAAAAGCAGAUCAUGAGUGUUUCAAAAUGGUAUUGAGGCAUUCUGGCUUUUGUUUAGAGGUAACAAUUAGUGGAGCCAUACUAUAUGUUUCUGCUCACUUAGCAUGUAAUUUGUCACGUAGAUGUGGUGUGAAGCAGCCCAGGUUUGUCACAUAGAGGUAUUGUGAACUGACAUGGUAUUCAUCUCCUCUCGUUUUGCUCUCUUUUUCUUUUUUAAUGUUUAUAUUUUCCAGUCAUCUCCUGUAAAACAAUAAAUCGUUUGAAAAUAUAUUCAAUUAAAUGUUAUAUAGCUCAUACUUCAGCUAAAUUUGCUAGAGCUUCCAUCAAUACAGUUUAUACCCUUUGAUUGGAAAAAAAAAAAAAUGCUUUGUCGAACUUACCAAAUAAGAAUUUCUCGAAGCAGAAUAAAAUAUAAUUGAAAUCAUUGCUUGAACACUCUUCUCUUCAACUUCUAGAAGAGAAGAGUCUAUCCAUGACGAGAACACUUAUACUUUAGAUGUCUCAAUGAUAUAAGUGUCUCAAUGUCUCUAGCAUGACUUGAACACUUAUAUUUUGGUAAAUUUGCUAGAGACAUUUAGCUCAUACUUUAGCUAUCCAUGACUUGAACACUUAUAUCAUUGAGACAUUGCUUGAACAUUCUUCUCUUCAAAAAACCAAAACUACUGCCUUCCUCUAUUAAGCCUAUGCGGGGUGGUAAUUAUUUCUUCCCUAGGACUUCCUUUUAUUGCUUGUCUGCAACUGAAGUAUGGAAUAAAAUGGUUAUUGUUGUUCAUUUCCUUUGUGUCAUUGUCAUUUCCUUCUCUUUUCUUUCUUCUUAGUAAAUAUAAGUGUUUAUGAUGCAGCUGUAUUUGGUUAACGUGGUUAUUACUUGUUUGUUAUGAGUUGAUACCUAGAGUCAUAUAUACUUCAGUUUUCAAGUAAUAUAUAUAUUUUUUUAAAUUUUGUAGGUCAAAUGCAUGCAUAUGGACCACAAAUAAAAAUUUAUGAAUGAUCUCAUGAACAACAUAGGAAGUCUAUAAUAUGCUAUACGUGAAGGCCUCUGCGCUGGGUUAUAAUGGUGUACAACUAUUUACAGAAACUUGUCCAUGGUGCAAAGCUAUUGGAAACCAAGCAAAUUGGAGCUAUGUAUGUCAAUGCACUACUAUAUCACUACUCGGGACUAUCCCAUCAAGAGCCUUUACCUCGUGAAUGGUAUGAUCAAGCUUUUCCAAAGAUCAUAAAAUUGAGCCACUCGUUGAGAAAUGUGGAUUGGGUUGAUGGAAGGCUGGUUGACGCAAGUAAUGAUUCGAUAGUCUAUGAUGAUCAAAUCGAACACAGGUUGCGAACUUUCAAGUCCAUGGCCAGGGUCUUUAUUGGGUCUCCAUCAGUUCAGCAAGUGGUUCGGGGAAACGUGACUACCUUUUCGGCGGUGAGUGCCAACUGCACACCACUUACUUGUUUCAGUGCACCUAGUGAAAGAGAGCCCAUGAUUGUGAAUUCGCUUACCAAAGUGAGCAACUUCCUGAACAUUUCCGCGCAGCAAAGGAAGCUCGUUCGUCUCACUGUAUGCCCACAGGUCACGCAACAACGGAUAUGGAUUGCUGCACUUGAGGAGAUACUCAAUGGAUUGAAAAUUGAGUUGGAUUUGUUAACUUGUCGACGUCCAAGCAAAGGGACCGAGAUGGGUCAGCAGAUAGUUUCUAGCUGUCUAAAAUUCUUGGAUGACACAGCUGUUUCCUCUAACCAUGACUCCACUUCAUGGAUGCGGCUUGUGCCUGCAAAAGUUGUUGACUGUUCUGCUUCACAUAAAUGGGAAGACGUGCUUGAGAUGUUCAAUGACCUCAUUGAUUGUUUGAAGAGCGAGAAGGACUUGUGUUUGCUUCUGGUGAAGCUAGAGGUCAUGAAAGAGGGACUUUCUCAAAUCAAGGAUGUAUUGAUUGAUAAAAGUAUAGGGUACAAGGAAGCUCGACAUCAAGAGAGUCUAGUACAGAAGAAGCUCUCCAAGACACUUGGUCAUUCAUCCAAGUGCUUGUUCACACUUCUGUUAUAUUAUCUAUGCGGACAUGUUAGAGAUAUCGAAGUGGAUAUAUGUGGUGGAAUUUAUAGCAUUGAUGAGGACAGGUUUUGCUUGUGCAUGGGAAGUAUUUUGACUACAGAAGAGGAGAAGAUUGUCCGGAGUGGGGUGAGGCAGUUGGAUAGAGCUCUUCGGCUUUUCAAGUUUGUAUGGGAAACUGCCGGGAUGAAGGCAGUUUUGGAGCCGCAAGGCCAUUUAUGGUGUGUUGGGGCUGAGGGUAGGGUGCUUACGUAUAGAGAAAAUAUGUACUUGUUACAUGGGAUAAAUCUUUGACAACAAAAAAUUCCCUAAUCAAAUCGGUUCAAAAUUUUUUGAACCAUUUUUGUGGUCAAAUUAUGUUUUUUUUUUUUUUUUUUUCAUUCAUUAUUGUAUGAAAACACCCACUUGUCAGAUUGAAAAUUUUGAACUUUCAAUUUUCAAA
Messenger RNA from Carya illinoinensis, 3195 nucleotides. RefSeq lists its product as uncharacterized. The transcript has 4 exons. NCBI's taxonomy places the organism in Eukaryota, Viridiplantae, Streptophyta, Magnoliopsida, Fagales, Juglandaceae. The record is from RefSeq and is a predicted model, not a curated record. Bases 1776 to 3047 code for a protein of 423 amino acids.